AUGGAAGGUGGUGAUAUUAGCAGUGAUGGAGAGCUAAAUAUAAGUAGUGUGAUGGAGGCUAGACGCAAGGAAAGAAAAUCUUAUGGCAGAAUAAGGGACGUUAAAAAGAAAAUGAGGGUCCAAAGUCAUGAAAUGGGUCCUGACUGUUCGACUGAUGCCCAAAAUGUAUAUCUCUGUGGAUUAAUAGCAGUACUUCCUGUUCAACGUAAGACUUUAAAAGAAGGCGCUAAACACUGUGGUGCAUCCUAUACGUACAGGAUUCGGGCUCUUGUAGGAGAGAACACAAAGAAAUUUAAUGUGUGCCGUAAAGCAUUUAUUGCUAUUCAUGGCAUAUCAAAAAAGAAAGUGGAAAUCUUGGUAUCAAGCUUAAAGGAAACAGGAUAUGCUCCGCAGGAUAAACGAGAAUCCGAAGGGAAAAAGGGUUCCGAUGAUGUGUGCUCACUGCUUCAUAACUUCAUAUAUAGCCAUCUUGAUCCAGAAGUGAAUCAUAUGAAAAUAUUUUGUGACUCUUGCAGUGGUGAACAAAAGAAUUUCACUUUUUUUCGUUUUCUGCACAACCUAGUUAACAAUGAGAAAAGGUUAGAAUCCGUUGUUGUCACAUUUCCUAUUCAAGGACAAUCAUAUAUGGAAUGUGAUAAGAAUUUUGGUCUUGUUAACCAAAAAUCGAGAGCAGAAGUUCCCGAAGACUGGUUGCAAAUAUUGGAGGAUGCCCGCCAUUCGCCAACUCCAUUCAACGUUAUCAAUGUGAAUCACACAUUAUUCCGUAGUUGGACAAAAUUUCUCGACAAUAGUUACCUUAAAAAGUCGCCAUUUCCAUCUAGGCCAAUCAGACAAAUCUACAUACAGAGAGGAGCUCUUCUACAAUAUCGCACCACAUACAAUGUGGCUUGGGAGUCAGCUUUAUUGCAAGGAAAACGCCGCAAAUCCUUAAGGCUACCUGUUUGUCACCUCAAGAAUAACGAAUUUAGGCUACCUGAGUAUAGCUAUGAAGGACAGCUUCCAGUAUAUGCUGAGAAGUUUCGCGAUAUUCAGCAUUUGAAAAAGUUUUACAGCCGAGCAGCGCAAGAAUUUUUUGCAAAUUUGCCGCACCAAUAA
Messenger RNA from Psylliodes chrysocephalus, 1095 nucleotides. The record is from the annotation of a GenBank genome assembly. NCBI's taxonomy places the organism in Eukaryota, Metazoa, Arthropoda, Insecta, Coleoptera, Chrysomelidae.